Portunus trituberculatus (swimming crab) is the source of this 4009-nucleotide messenger RNA. RefSeq names its product kinesin-like protein KIF2A (gene Klp10A). The transcript is spliced from 17 exons. Gene Ontology annotation, molecular function: microtubule motor activity; microtubule binding; ATP binding. Gene Ontology annotation, biological process: microtubule-based movement. NCBI's taxonomy places the organism in Eukaryota, Metazoa, Arthropoda, Malacostraca, Decapoda, Portunidae. The record is from RefSeq and is a predicted model, not a curated record. Bases 901 to 3564 code for a protein of 887 amino acids.
UUUGUAGGAAACAUGCGCUGGGAUUUACGUGUGUGUGUGUGUGUGUGUGUGUAGGGUUCAUGCUGGUGUUGGUGAGUCAGUGUGUGUCCUUCCCUCCCUUCUCCGGCACGUCUUGAAUAGUGGGUAGGAGGUAGGAGGUUGUAGGCAGAGAGAGAGAGAGAGAGAGAGAGUGAGAGAGUGAGUGAGCCAGUUGCAAGGAUGACUCACCACCGGCCUGCCUCAAACUCCGCAAUCCAGGCUCUCCCUCCCUCUCCCUCCCCGUCCGCAUUUGCCUCCAUCUGCUCGUUCUUCCUCCACCUCCUCCACUUCCUCCACCUCCCAGAAGCGCUAACAAGUCACACAUUAAUUACUCAUUCCCUCCUUCCCUCCCUCCCUCCCUUCAUCCUCGUGUACUAGCCUCCUUCCGCCCUCCGCCCAGCCAGCCAUCACGUCCUUGGGCUGACUCCUUCGGGGCUGACUCUGGGUUGUUUACUUGCUUGCAAUUCUGUGCGUGGCGCCGUUUCCCUCCCCGUCGCUCUGGUGGUGCCGCGCGUGUGCCGUUGCGCGUUGUUGUGACGGUAGAACUUAUUUGUUUGUGGUGAUGGUGGUGGUACUGACAAGUUACCCCCCUCAGUUCUUCCUCUGUAUUAUCUGCCUCCUGUUCCUUCAUAUUAUUACCGCCCCUUCCUCGUCGUACUUAGUUUCGUGCACCGCUGCCGCCUCUACAUCCGCCACCACUGCCAUAUUUUCCCUUGCAUAUUCUACUUCCUCCUCCACCACCACCUGAUCGCCUUACGUCUCCCAUCCACCGCCACCGCUGCCAGUCAAGCCGCCAGCCUCCACUGUUCCUCUGUCGCUUCCCUCCUAUUCAGUCACGGACAGGGUUGUGGUGUUGGUGGGCGUAGUGAAGAACGAUUACCCAUGGGAAACUCUGGAAGCAAGGCGAAGGCGAAGGCGAAGGCGGAGGUGAAGACCGGGGCGGAGGCGGGAGCUGGCGACGGUACCAGUGCAUUUAAGGAAGUUUGUGAAACGUGGCCCCCCGAUACGGCCUUCUCCCCUCCCUCCCUCUCCAGCAAGGUCCCUCACGCCCACGAUGGAUCUGCCCUGCCUUCCUGUGGCACGCCGCCGCUGCCCAAGACCGACCAAGUCUUCUUCAUUAACCUUAAUAACAACAACAACAACAACAAUAUGAAGAAUGGCAAGUUGAACAAGGGAAAGGCGAGCACACUGUCUGCCGAAGGUCGCGUCCACUCAGCCACAGUAUCUGCCGUCAAUCCCGCAGCCCGUAGUGUAACAGUUGAGUGGUUUGAGAAGGGAGAAACUAAAGGAAAGGAGAUUGAUUUCGACGCAGUCUUCGCCCUCAACCCUGACCUCGCGCCUCAGGACCAGAAUUUGAUGCCCCCGCCUAAGCUGGACGACGAAGAUGAAGAGUCCAGCUUGUCCGAGGCAGAUCUGAGUGACUACGUGCCAGGCCUCACCGUGGGCCCAGUGGUUAGGGGCUCUGGCCGCAUCCUGAGGUCUUCCCGCACCCACAGCAACGUGCCUGCCGCCGCCCUUCACCCUCAAAGGCCUCCAUCUGCCCAUACAUCCCACUUGCCCCGUCCACCCGGGCAUCAGGUGGCUCGAUCUCAGUCCGCCUCCAGACUCACCAUGGAUGAUGAUGGUGAUGUGGAUGAUGAUGAUGAUGAUGAUUUGGAUGAUGAUGAUGAUGAAGCUUAUACCCGGCAGUCACAGGUCUCCCAGUCAGCAGCCACUCCAGCAACUAGGAGCAAAGAUGCUUCAAGACCUCGACCCAGCUACUUGGUCAAGCCAACCCCUCAGAAUGGAGAAAUUCGUUCAAAUUUACAAAACAAAAUUGGACAGUCCCAGGCCCGAUCAACAGAAAACAUCUCCACAUCCACUGUCAGCAAAGGCUCAUCUGUUGCUGCCUCCCGCCGACGCAGUAAUGUAGUGAAGGAGGUGGACCGUAUCCAAAAGAAGAGAGAGGAGAGGAGGAAGCAGCAGGCAGAGAAGAAAGAAGAGAAAGAGGCACUCAUGAACCUUGAUCCUGGCAACCCUCAGUGGGAAUUCCUUAACAUGAUCAGAGAAUUCAGAUCACAGCUUGAAUUCCGCACACUGAGGGAUGGAGACCCUCUAGAAGAACAUCAAAUUACUGUUGCUGUCAGAAAAAGACCUUUAAAUAAAAAAGAAAAUGGUAAACGAGAAGUGGAUGUGAUCACCAUCCCAAAGAGGAACACACUGUAUGUUCAUGAACCACGCACCAAAGUUGACCUUACCAAAUACCUGGAGAACCAGAACUUCCGAUUUGAUUAUGCCUUUGAUGAAACCUGUAAUAAUGAACUAGUUUACAAAUACACUGCUAGACCUUUGGUUCAGACCAUCUUUGAAGGUGGCAUGGCAACAUGCUUUGCCUAUGGCCAGACAGGUUCUGGCAAGACUCACACUAUGGGUGGUGACUUCCAAGGAAAGAAUCAAGAUUGUGCAAAAGGAAUUUAUGCUAUGGUGGCCAAAGAUGUAUUCAUAUACACAAAAAAUCCUAAGUAUAGAAAUCUUAACCUUCAAGUAUCAGCAAGCUUUUUUGAAAUUUAUGGUGGGAAGGUAUUUGAUUUGCUCAACAACAAAGCAAAGCUGCGGGUGUUAGAAGAUGGGAAGAAUGUGGUGCAGGUGGUGGGUUUACAAGAAAGAGCAUGUGAAAGUGUUGAGGAUGUUCUGCGCCUCAUCAGCCUUGGGUCCCAAGUGCGCACCUCUGGCCAGACCGCUGCUAACAACCAGUCUUCACGCUCACAUGCUGUCUUCCAGAUUAUUCUGAGAAAUUUGGAUAGAAUAGAAAAGCAGGGUGACAAGGCAUAUAAACUGCAUGGAAAAUUCUCUCUAAUCGACUUGGCUGGCAAUGAGAGAGGAGCAGACACUUCUAGCGCCAACAGACAGACCAGAAUGGAAGGAGCAGAAAUCAACAAAUCACUGCUGGCCCUGAAGGAAUGUAUCCGUGCCCUGGGACGUAAAGGAGCUCAUCUUCCUUUCAGAGCUUCCAAGUUGACUCAGGUACUGCGAGACUCUUUCAUUGGAGAUAAGAGCAAGACUUGUAUGAUUGCCAUGAUCUCCCCAGGUAUGGGCUGCUGUGAACACACCCUUAAUACCCUCAGAUAUGCUGAUAGAGUUAAGGAGUUAGGUGUGAGUGACUCGGCUACGGAAGACAACUACAAGUCUUCCCCUACAGAGAAGGAACCAGAAGAAAAUGGCACUAACAAUGUGGACUAUUCUACACUCUCCAAUCUCAACGAAAAUGAGAUGAGUGCUGACCAGCAGGCAUUCCAAGUAGCCAUGAGUGCAGUGCAGGAGGCUGAGGAGGAAGUUGUGGAUCUGCAUGGCCAGUAUUUUGCCCACCGUGAUAAAAUGGACAAGAUGCUUAUACCAUUAUAUCAGAUGACCAAUGAAGUGGAUUAUGAUGUAGAUGCUUAUGCUCAGCAGCUGGAGGAUGUGGUCCUGGAAAAUCUGGAAUGGUGGAACCAGUUAAGGGACCACGUGGUGAAGCUGCGACACCAGUUGGAGGAGGAGGAAAAGUUGUCUCGUCAGCAACACGUGUGAAUGCAUUACAAAGAUUGUGUCGCCUACAUACAUACAUGCAUACAUACAUACAUACAUACAUACACAUUCUGGCUUCAUUCCCGUCACACACACACACACACACACACACACACACACACACACACACACACACACACACACACACACACACACACACACACACACACACACACUCUUUCGUGACAGUUACAAUUCUUCUAGAACUGUACCCGUCAUCUUGAGAGGAGAUUCCAGUUAGUACAGAAGAUUCUUGGUCUCCAUGUGCUUUCCUGCAUUUUUACUUCCCAUUUUGUGUCAAGGAAGUGAAAAACAAUAGUUUUGAUUCCCAUACACUGUUAUGAUACAUUUCAUAUGUUCAUGAGGUUUUGUCUAAGCAAAAAACUUACUUAUUUAUUUUCUUUCCUACUUUUCAAGAGUCAUAGUAUAAGAUUUUUUUAAUUAUAUA